This is a messenger RNA of Mycena indigotica, 453 nucleotides long. RefSeq lists its product as uncharacterized. The record is from RefSeq and is a predicted model, not a curated record. The transcript is spliced from 4 exons. The coding region runs from base 1 to 453 and encodes 150 amino acids. Lineage: Eukaryota; Fungi; Basidiomycota; Agaricomycetes; Agaricales; Mycenaceae.
AUGUGGAACCCGCCCAAAGCCAACGACCUCUUCAGGCCCCCGGCGCGGAAGACCGCUGCACCCGUAGCUCGACCCGUCUCGCAGCCCCCUCGCUUCGGAUUCCACCGGCGCCUCUGGCGCGGCCCAGAGGGCCCCAACUUCUCACUCAAAGGGUCCGUGGCGCCCGGCCACAUCGACGCGCAGCUCAUCGGCGAACUCGCGGAGGGGAAGAACAACAAAGUGCUGGCUUCGAUCAACGGCGCCAUUGGCCCGGGAGCAGCGCCUAUUGAGGUGCACUGGGAGCGGGGCUCGCUGCGGGCGCGGAUCGUUGUGUGGGACCUGGACGGGCACAUUAUGGUGACGCAUUCAGGCCCGCGGAUCGGGACGGCGACGAGGCGGGCGAUGGAGAUUCCGGAAAAGUAUCGAGCGAAGGCGGAAGAGAGCAAGGGUGAGAAAGGGAAGGCGAAACUGUGA